Hippopotamus amphibius kiboko is the source of this 3047-nucleotide messenger RNA. Its product is annotated as axoneme-associated protein mst101(2)-like. Bases 608 to 2959 code for a protein of 783 amino acids. The record is from RefSeq and is a predicted model, not a curated record. Lineage: Eukaryota; Metazoa; Chordata; Mammalia; Artiodactyla; Hippopotamidae. The transcript has 20 exons.
AGCACGUCCCCAGAUGAGCUGCUCUUCCUGGGGCCUCAGUCCAGGGCUGCAGCAAAGAGGCCUGCUUGGGAGGAGGAGAGCAUCCUACCUCAUGGGGACAGGGAGCUGAGGUCUCUUUUAGGACUGAGGGACCAAAUCCUGCCUCCUAGAAGAGGAGCUGGGUAGGGUUGCUCCCUCCCGCCCCUUCCUUCCCUCCGCAGACACGUCCUGACGACACCCCGCUGGGCAGUGGAAAAACAGAAAAGGAGUAGCUUGACUGUUUCUGCUUGAUGAUCAAAGGAACCAGCUGAUCUGCUAAACUGUUGGCUGAUACAGGAACCUUCUUGAAGUGCCUGUGGCUUGGACAGCAAGCUUAUGUUUGGUCCUAUGGUUCCUUGCACUGUGCACAUGUCGGUGGUCAGGAAAAAAGCCAGUAUUAAGAGGUUGGAAUGACUGAUAUUUUCUCAGGGCCCUUCUAUGCACGUUUUCUUCAUGGAAGAAGCACCAGUGAAAUAAAUAAAGAUCUCAUUAAAGGACUGUGGAUUCUUGUGGUGGUCUUCUGGAUGCCUCAACAACAGGUGGUUUCUUGUGUGGAGAACCUCUGUCCUAGUGUGGAAGUUAAGUGGCUAUGCAGAAGGAGUUUCCCAUAAAAACCGUCCCAGCACUGUCAAAGGUGGCCUAUAGACAAGACGUAAUGGAGUACUCCACCAAAUAUGACAAACCGGAGUCACUGAAGCAGUACACGAGGCCAGAGAAGAUAAAAGAGGAGCUAGAGGAAUGCUGCAUGAAUGAAGAGCAGGCCAAAAGAGAGGCUGCUGAGAGGGAAAAGGAACUUCUUGAACAAAAGAUUAAAGAGCUGCUGCAAACGUCAGAGGACCAAGAAAGAGCCUUCGAGGCAUUUAGAGUCAAAGUGACAGAGGAGUUGACAAAAAGAGACAACCUUCUGAGAAAGAUGAACGAGAGGAUUGAGAUGCUGGAGAUCUUAAGAAAGAUAAUAGAGGAAAAAGAAGAACAUUACAUGAAGAAAUGUGAGCUCCUUCAUGGUUCAGAAAAGACCUCAGCAGACACAGCAGGGGGCUUAGCUCACAGUGGGGUAGAAGAGCAGGCCAAAAGAGAAGCAGCUGAGAGGGAAAAAGACCCUCGUGAGCAAAAGGUUAAAGAGCUGCAGCAAAAGUUGGAUGACCAAAAGAGAGUCUUGGAGGGAAUGAGAGCCAAAUUGACAGAAAGGAUGAAAGAAAUAGAGAAGACCUCAGCAGAAGAAGAGUGGGCCAGCGGAGGGGCAGCUGAGAGGGGAGAGGAGCCUCUUGAACCAAAGGUUAAAGAAGUACAGCCAAAGAUGGAGGACCAAGAGAGAGUCUUCAAGGGAUUUACAGUCAAACUGACAGAGGACAUUAGAGAAAAAAACAACCAUCUGAGAAAAAAUAUCGAGAGGAUUGAGAUGCUGGAGAGCAUAGAGGUGAUAAAGGAGGAACUAGAGGAAUGCUGGAUGAAGACAGAUGAGCUCCUUUAUGAUGCAGCAAAGACCUCAGAAGAAUGCGCUGAAAGAGAGCCAUCAGAGAAGGAAAAGGCGCUUCUAGAGCAAAAGUAUAAAGAGAUUUGCCGGAAGGUGGAGGACCAAGAAAAAGGCUUCGAAGAAUUUAUGGGCAAAAUGAUAGAGAAAAUAAGCAAAAGAGAAAAGACCUCAGCAGAAGAGUGUGCCAGAAGAGUGGCAGCUGAGAGGGAAAAUGAGCUUCUUGAGCAAAAAGUUAAAGAGCUGCAGGAAAAGUUGGAGGACCAAGAAAGAGUCUCUGAGGGAUUAAGAGUCAAAAUGACAGAGGAGAUAAGAGAAAGAGAAAAGAACUCAGCAUGUACAGAAGAGCUGGCCAAACGAGAGGUUGCUAAGUGGGAAAAGAAGCUUCUUGAGCAAAAGAUUAAAGAACUACAGCAAGAGCUGAAGGACCAAGAAAGCCCCUUCGAGGGAUUUAGAGUCAAAAUCACAGACAAGAUGAGAGAAGGUGACAGUCUUCUAAGAAAGAUGAAUAAGAGGAUUCAGAUGCUGGAAAGCUUACUGAGGAUACCAGAAAAACUACAGGAAUGCUACAUAAAGAAAGAAGAGCAGGCCAAAAGAGAGGCAGCUGAAAGGGAAAAGGAGCCUCUUGCACAAAAGGUUAAAGAAUUGCAGCAAAAGUUAGAGGACCAAGAAAGAGUCUUCAAGGUAUUAAGAGCCAAAAUGACAGAGGAGUUGAAUGAAAGGAAGAAAGCCUCAGCAGAAGAGCAGGCCAAAAGAGAGGCAGCUGAGAGGGAAAAGGAGUCUCUUGAACAAAAGGUUAAAGAGCUGCAGCAAAAUCUGGAGGAUCAAGAAAGAGUCUUUGAGGUAUCAAGAGCCAAAAUGACAGAGGAGUUGAAUGAAAGGAAGAAAGCCUCAGCAGAAGAGCAGGCCAAAAGAGAGGCAACUGAGAGGGAAAAGGAGUCUCUUGAACAAAAGGUUAAAGAGCUGCAGCAAAAUCUGGAGGAUCAAGAAAGAGUCUUUGAGGUAUCAAGAGCCAAAAUGACAGAGGAGUUGAAUGAAAGGAAGAAAGCCUCAGCAGAAGAGCAGGCCAAAAGAGAGGCAGCUGAGAGGGAAAAGGAGUCUCUUGAACAAAAGGUUAAAGAGGUGCAGCAAAAUUUGGAAGACCAAGAAAGAGCCUUCGAGGGAUUAAGAACUGAAAUGACAGAGGAGAUAAGAGAAAGUGAAAAGACCCCAGCAGAAGAGCAAGUCAAAAGAGAGGCCGCUGAGAGGGAAAAGGAACUUUUUGAGCAAAAGGUUAAAGAGCUGCAGGAAAAGUUGGAGGACCAAGAAAGAGCCUUCGAGGCAUUUAGAGUCAAAGUGACAGUGGAGCUGACAGAAAGAGACAACCUUCUGAGAAAGAUGAACGAGAGGAUUGAGAUGCUGGAGGUCACAGUGAACAAUGAUAAUGACAAGGAUUAUGAGCAAAAUACUGAAAAUGACUACACUUCAUAGACACGGAAAGACAAAGACAAAGGAAAUACUUCAUGGGCUUUGUUUUGGCCUCAGAUUUGGGAGAAGAUAAAACUUGUGGUCACUAAUA